Acanthisitta chloris (rifleman) is the source of this 1030-nucleotide messenger RNA. RefSeq names its product structural maintenance of chromosomes flexible hinge domain-containing protein 1-like. The record is from RefSeq and is a predicted model, not a curated record. The annotation marks the transcript as partial. The transcript has 9 exons. Lineage: Eukaryota; Metazoa; Chordata; Aves; Passeriformes; Acanthisittidae. Gene Ontology annotation, biological process: double-strand break repair.
AGGAGAGCACACUUUACAGAUCAAAGCCUCAUACAACAAGACCACAUUGUAUUGUCCUGUGAUUACAUUAAAUGUCCUGCCUAAUCCUGAGAAACCUGUCUGCUUCAAUGUUAAAUAUGACAAAAUUCCUUUUCAAGCAGGAGGUACCUUCCCUGAUUUUAUGGUUAGUCUUCUUUCUGAAGAUGACACCAUUAUGAAAAAUAUUAAUCCAACACGGAUUUCCAUGAAAAUGUGGGAAGUACAGAGCAGCCAAAUUAGGACACCGGCUGAUGUUACUACGUUUAGCUGUAGUAAAGUGAAGGAUGACAAUGAAGAAGGCUUCUACUUCAGGGAUAAAAUGAUUCCAGAGAGAGUGGGCACUUACUGUAUCCAGUUUACCUUUGCAGCGGAUAAGACAAAUACGCUCAACAGUGACCAGAUUAUGGUUGAAGUUAUACCUAACGCCCCUGUACGCUUAUUACCUGAUUCUUUACCAGCUACUCCAGCAGUUUCCAAUGUUCGAGCUCUUACUAGCCGUACACUGGUCAAGGAUUUAUACCUCCAUAUAAAGGAUGAAUACAACAACUGCACUGGACUUGAUCUAGUCGGCAAGAUAAUAGCAAAAAUUAAAAGCCCCAAUGAAGAAGACAUAGAGAUCCCACAAUUUCAGGGGAAAAUCAGUGUAGUUGAGUUUCCAUUUGAAAAUGGAUCAGCUAAAAUUAAUCUAGUGCUGGCUGAAGACAGUCCUGGAAGAGAUAGCACUGAAUAUAUCCUUGUCUUUGAGCCAGAUCUGCCAGCUUUGGAAAAACCUUUGGAACCAUAUUGUCUCUCAUUUAUGUUUUACAACGAUUCCAAGAAGCAGCAACUGAUGGCAACACUUACAAGGGAGAAAGACCAAUUAUCUAAGUCCAUAGAUCUUUACAGAAAGAUGUUUGACACUACUAAUCAGCUUGUAGCUGAAAUGAAAUGUCGGGUUAAAGAAGCUGUAACAAAAGAAACAACCCUGAAGAACGAACUGAAAAAACAGCAAAUUGAGUUACCACAGAAGAAC